Messenger RNA from Volvox carteri f. nagariensis, 1386 nucleotides. RefSeq lists its product as uncharacterized. NCBI's taxonomy places the organism in Eukaryota, Viridiplantae, Chlorophyta, Chlorophyceae, Chlamydomonadales, Volvocaceae. Gene Ontology annotation, molecular function: protein binding. The coding region runs from base 217 to 1074 and encodes 285 amino acids. The record is from RefSeq and is a predicted model, not a curated record. The transcript is spliced from 5 exons.
UUUUUUUGGCUUAAGUGUAGCCGAACCCACUUUUGGUCUGACGUGGUCAGGAAUUCUGGGUAGCUAUCUUGUCGGCGUGUUUUGCAUUAAAGAAGUUAUUAUUUUAUCACUAUGCCAAGUUGGUUAGGGAUUUCCAGCAAUUGCUUCAAAGGACUUUCAGAAAUUAUAUAGGCUUCUAAGGUCUUCUGGAGCUUUUCCAGAGCUCCCCCCGCUUAGAUGCCACCAACAAUUGCCGAGGAAGCGUCCACAGCGACUGCAGGGAGACACCGAGCCGAAUGGCUAACAGUAUCAAUUACAGAGCAGAAGACAUUAACUGCUGGGCCACCCAUCGAUUACUCCUUCAAGGACUUGAAGUCAGUACUUGACCUCGUAAUGGUGGAACCCACCAGCGGUAACGCGCACAAACCCGCGCUUCCCCCCGACGGCAACCCGCUGGAGUACCUUGAAGCUCUCGCCGCCCAGGACCAGCCCCUGGCCGACUCUGACUCCCUGGGCAUCGGUGCCGUCACGGCGUCGCCACUGCUGGCCCCCGGCACCGCCGCUGGCACCGCCGCCGCCGCCGGCGGCACACCUACCGCCGGCAACAGCGGCAAGCAGCUGCUCCCUGCGCAGCGGAGCUCUGUUACCCAUCCGGCGGCAACCAACACGGUGGCCGCUCUUGGCGCUAAGCUCAACUCUAACUCUCUCAGGCUGUGCAAUAACCAUUUGGUGUCACUUAACGGACUCAAUCGCGUUAUGCGGCACGUGCUGGAGGACCCCUCGCAGUUGGUUUGGCUGGACGUGUCUUCCAACCAGCUAAGCACAAUCGAGGACGCUGUUUUGGAGUUCCCUUCUCUUCAGGUGCUGUAUUACCACGGCAACAAUAUCACCAACAUAAAUGACGUGCUUAAGCUACAGGCGCUUCCCAAGCUGAACAAGCUUACGCUGCAUGGAAACCCUAUCGCAGAGACGAAGAACUAUAAGAACUGGGUGGUGGCCCAUCUGCCGAACCUUCGGAACAUGGACUUCGGGACCAUCACGAAAGUGGAGCGCGACAAGAUUGAAACGUGGUUCAAGUUUACCAAGAAAAAGUAAUAUGUCGUUGUCUCGUUGUGAAAUUGAAGUUACCGUAAAGCGAUCAUAUGGCUGGCUGACAAAGUGCGACCUCUUGUGAGCUGCUUUCGUAACGGUUGAUUUUCCAGGCACUUCGAGAAGCUCCCACCGGAGAUGCGCUGUGUCUUUUUGGCUGCAUAUUUUGGGAUUACCACCGAUGAUGCGCUUGCGCUUUGUAUGAGUAUUGUACCCUAGAUGGGUGCACGCGCUACCCUUGAAACGAAGCGAUGGGUCGUAAACGACCGAGAGCGUCCAUGCUAAAUUCCUCAAAACUGUAAGUAACAUUAUGCCUCG